Molecule: messenger RNA, 3668 nt
Organism: Otolemur garnettii (small-eared galago)
Lineage: Eukaryota; Metazoa; Chordata; Mammalia; Primates; Galagidae
Gene: IL13RA1
Product: interleukin 13 receptor subunit alpha 1
Exons: 11
Coding region: 1-1239 (412 amino acids)
Biological process (GO): cytokine-mediated signaling pathway
Cellular component (GO): external side of plasma membrane
Molecular function (GO): protein binding; cytokine receptor activity
Source: RefSeq, a predicted model, not a curated record
AUGUGGAUCUCACAUGUAAGGAACCCCAAGUUCCUGGAGGAGAAAAGUCAACCACCUGUGACAAACUUGAGUGUCUCUAUUGAAAACCUCUGCACAAUAAUAUGGACGUGGAAUCCUCCCGAAGGAGCCAGCCCAAAUUGUAGUCUAUGGUAUCUUAGUCAUUUUGGCGACAAACAGGAUAAGAAAAUUGCUCCAGAAACUCAUCGUUCAAAAGAAGUGCCCCUUAAUGAGAAGAUUUGUCUGCAUGUGGGGACCCAGUGUAGCACCAAUGAAAGUGAGAUGCCUAGCACUUUGGUGGAAAAGUGUACUUCACCCCCUGAAGGUGAUCCUGAGACAGCUGUGACUGAGCUCCAAUGUGUUUGGCACAACCUGAGAUAUAUGAAAUGCUCUUGGCUCCCUGGCAAGAAUACAAGUCCUGACACUAACUAUACUUUCUACUAUUGGCACAGAAGCCUGGGAAAGAUUCUUCAGUGUGAAGACAUCUAUAGAGAAGGUCAACACAUUAGUUGUUCCUUUGAUCUGACUAAAGUGAAGGAUUAUACUUUUGAACAACCCAGUGUCCAAAUAGUGGUCAAGGAUAAUGCAGGAAAAAUUAGACCAUCCUUCAAUAUAGUGCCUUUAACUUCUCAUGUGAAACCCGAUCCUCCACAUAUUAAAAGUCUCGUCUUCCAAAAUAAUGGCUUAUACAUACAAGGGGAAAAUCCACAGAAUUUGAUUAGCAGAUGCUUAUUUUAUGAAGUAGAAGUGAAUAACAGCCAAACUGAGAGACGUGAUGUUUUCUACGUUGAAGAGGCUAAAUGUCAGAAUUCAGAAUUUGAGAGAAAUGAGGAGGAGACAUUUUGCUUCAUGGUCCCUGGUGUUCUGCCUGAUGCUUUGAACACAGUCAGAGUAAGAGUCAAAACAAAUAAAUUAUGCUAUGAGGAUAGCGACCUCUGGAGUAAUUGGAGUCAAGAGAUGAGUAUAGGUAAGAAGCCCAAUCCUACAUUGUACAUAACCAUGUUACUCAUCAUUCCAGUCAUCAUCGCAGGUGCAAUCAUAGUCCUUCUGCUUUACCUGAAAAGGCUCAAGAUCAUUAUAUUCCCUCCAAUUCCUGAUCCUGGCAAGAUUUUUAAAGAGAUGUUUGGAGACCAGAAUGAUGAUACCUUGCAUUGGAAGAAGUAUGACAUCUAUGAGAAGCAAACCAAGGAAGAAACUGACUCUGUAGUGCUGAUAGAAAACCUGAAGAAAGCCUCUCAGUGAACGGAGAUAAUUUAUUUUUUACCUUCAAUGGGACCUUCUGAAGAUUCUUCCCAUUCUCUAUUUGUUAUCUGGGGACUUGUUAAAUGGAAACUGAAACUACUGGACCACUUAAAAAUAGGCAGCUCCUAAGAGCCAUAGGUCUUUAUGUUGAGUUAUGCACCAAAAACUAAACAUAAUGGGCCCUUUGGAAAAGAGAGUGGAGUCAUUCUCACUGAGUUAUAAAAGCAGACAUCCUUCGCAAGGCUUCAAACUAGGGGACAAAGCAGAAAGUGAUGAUAGCAGUAGAGGUAAUCUUAUCAAGAGUCACGACAACUUCCUGAGGGAUCUGUGCUUGCUUUGUAUUCUUUGUGUCAAACAACUCCAACAACUUUUAUUUGUAGAGGAACUCAUUUGGGGUAAAAAUGCCAAUGUCAAAUUUGAGUUACAAAGAACGUCUAUGAAACAAAAUUGAUAAAAUCUGGUAUCUGUUGUUUGGGAUCUGAUUGAGUAAUGUUUGUGGCUAUUGAAACUCUUAGUAGUUGGGAAUCAGCAUCCCCUUCAACAGCAUUUUCUUCUGCUUUGAAAGCCCCGGAAGUCAGUGUUGCCCACGAUGAUGACAACUACAGAAAAAGUGGAGGCAGCUUAUGUAUACCAAGAUCUUUCAAAACCAUUGCUGGCUUUUAAGGGCAGUGAAGACAGAAUGACUCAUUGGGUAGGAGUUUGAACCAUGAAGUCUCUAAUGAUGUAUUAUCUUCACCUCUGCUACUCAAAUCAAGUAUUUACUAUGUGUCUGGCUUGUGCUAUGCUCCCAGGUAUGAGGCACGGACUCUCUCCAAGGGUUUACAAUCUAGUUGGGACUCCUUGGUUUUUACCACUCUUAUCUCCACCAGUUGUUUUGUUUCAAUUCCUCAACUCUGACACUGAUUUCUCCUUUUGCAUUCUCCCUUAUUCCCUUCUUUGUAGCCUUUUGACUUUCAUUAGGAAUUAGGAUGUAAAUCUACUCAGGACACCAAGAGGAGCAGGGGGGGGGAUUUGUAACCCAUGUAAAGUGUCCGUAGACUGAGAAACAAUGACUAAUUCUUGCACAUUUAAAAAAUUUCAUGUGAGUGUGCAAAUUGUUGGAGAGUUUUCAGCGUUUGAUGUUUAUACAUUUUCUAAACAGAUGAGGUAUUAUCUUCACUUAGAACUUUGCUAUAUGCUUGAAAAAAAAGGAAUAAUUGAAUUUUUUUUUCUUUUUUUCUUAAUAAGAUGGGCCCUGGGAUUCCUCUUGUCCCUACCACAAAUGGUUAAUUAAGCAGGUUUUGUGCCUUACAAAGCCAGCCAUACAAGGCUCCGUUUAUGCUUUUUUUUUUUUUUUUUUUGGCUAUGUUGGGUUUCAUCUCACCCAUCCCCACAACAUAUCCAUAUAUAUUCCCUCUACUCCUAUGUCCCCCUCCAAUUUAAAGAAAUAUGAGAAUUGAGAGGUAUGCCCUCACUCACCUCCCCAUUGCUCUCCUUACACACAGACUCAGAUUACUGAUAGCAACUUGAGAACUUUGUAUCACAGGUUCUCCAAACAUUCACCAAUCAUAUUGAUAAGAUGAUACUACUUGUAAUUCCUGAUCUUAGGGGAGGGGAGAUAAGAAAACCAUACUCUCAACAGGUUUGGGCAAAGUGGCAACCUGCUUCCAUGGCUAUAGAGAAACACUGUACCCUGGCUUCUCUGAGGAAGUUGGGGUUCAUGGCAAUGGUAGAUAUAAAGUAUAGCUCUCCUUUGCUUUUACUUUGGAGGUCAGACUGAGGCUGGGAGACAGGCAUAUUGGAUGUUCCACUUUGUUGUACUCUUCUCUACAAAGAAUAUUUGGUUUUCCUGUGCAGGAAUGAAAUUCCUUUCCAGGUCCUUUAUAAUCUGGAAAGCAAAACAUUUACAUGCUGCACCCAAAGCCAUUUUUACCGUUAGCCUAUUUAGAUGGCCACGAGGAGGAUGCUUUUAAAUUCCUAAGGAACACCGAUGCUGACAGUCAUGCAGCCCUUGAGUGGAGGAACUAAAUUUUGUUCUCAUCUUCCUCUUUUUGUAGUAAACUAGCUGAGGGGAAAGGAGCCAGUGAAUUAUGCGAAUUCCUAUGGUUUCACAAUUGCUAAAAAGUGAUCCCCUUGAUCUUGGGAUCCCUUGGAGACUUCAGAUAUCAGUGGGAUUCCCAUCACCUAUAGGAAACUAGUGGGUUCAUUUACUAUUUUAGGUUUAACCUAUGUGGAUUUUUUUCUGCACAUGCCUAAGUAAAUGCACUGUGAGGAUGGUCAUUCUUAUUCUUUCAUUCAGAUAAGUUUUUUCUUCAUCUGGGCACUGAAGGGAUAUAUGAAACAAUGUUAAUAUUUUCAGUAAUGUAUUCACCCAGGGAUCAGGUUUUUGUUGUUGUUUAACUUCUUAUAGGAAAGCUUGAGUUAAAUAAAUAUUGUCUUUUUGUAUGUCA